Molecule: messenger RNA, 825 nt
Organism: Cadophora gregata
Lineage: Eukaryota; Fungi; Ascomycota; Leotiomycetes; Helotiales; Ploettnerulaceae
Exons: 1
Coding region: 1-825 (274 amino acids)
Cellular component (GO): cytoplasm
Molecular function (GO): aldehyde-lyase activity
Source: RefSeq, a predicted model, not a curated record
AUGACAGCCGUCAAUGGUACUUCCACUACCUACGCUACUCCACUCACAACCAAAGUCCAAAAUCCCCGUCUGCGGCUGCUCAACAAACUCCGUGAUGGAGAGUACCCUCUGAUGACCUUCAUGGCCAUUCCCUCUGUCCGCCAAGCGCAAAUUGUUGCUUUGACAGGCCUUGACGGUAUCAUUAUCGACUGCGAACACGGGCAUAUCUCUGACGAUUCCAUGCACAACUCUGUAGCAGCAAUCUCGGCGCUCGGCGUUUCUCCCAUCAUCCGCAUUCGUGGACCAGCACACGACAUUCUCAAGCGUGCACUGGAUACGGGAGCUCACGGCGUCAUGGUCCCACAAGUCAACACUGCCGAGGAGGCAGCCGCAAUCGUUGCAUCGAGCAAAUUCCCUCCCCAGGGUAUACGAGGCCAGGGUUCUGCUUUUCCAGCCAUCGGCCACGGAUUGACAACCCCAGAGUAUAUGAAAAGCGCAAACGAGACGAUCAUCACAAUGAUCCAGAUUGAGACGAGAGCGGGUGUGGAGAACGUCGAUGCGAUUGCAGCGGUUCCUGGGGUGGACAUGGUGUUUAUCGGUCCAAAUGACUUGGCACAAGCACUUUUGGGUUACACUCCAGCGCGAGGUGAUGAGCCUGAGUUUGUGGAGGCGAUAGAGAAGAUCGUUGCGGCGGCGAGGAAGCAUGGAAAGUGGGCAGCGCGGAUGGUAAAUAAUGGCGUUACAGCAAAGGAGGGAAAGAAGAAGUACGACACUGUGGCCAUGACUGGUGAUACAAAGGCAAUUCAGAACUGGUAUAUUUCUGAGAUUGAGGUUGCCAAUUCAUGA